Molecule: messenger RNA, 2484 nt
Organism: Aegilops tauschii subsp. strangulata
Lineage: Eukaryota; Viridiplantae; Streptophyta; Magnoliopsida; Poales; Poaceae
Product: BTB/POZ domain-containing protein At5g48130
Molecular function (GO): protein binding
Source: RefSeq, a predicted model, not a curated record
UGAGACCAGAGGAGGGAGGGAAUUAAGAAAGGUUGCACGAGGGCGAUCCGAUUUCCCAGCCUUAAAACUGGGGUUCAACCCCCAUUCGUGCGCCCUCAGCCAUUGUACCCUUUUGCACGCCUCCCUAUGUUACUCCCUCCCUCUGCACUCAACAUCCUUAUAUGCGCUCCGAUCCUUGACAUAUACAUACUAGUAGCACGCUGCCUAACCUGCGAAGGAUAGAUAGCUGAUAGCUACUUGAUGGAGAAGAUGAUUGGGAGGGGGGUGGAGAUGGGGACGGAGGUGGAGAUGUCGCCGGCUGCCAAGGAAGCGGCCGCCGCUGCCAUGUUUAGCCCUUACUCGAGCCCGAGCACGGCCUUCCUGCUGCAGAGGAGAGUACUUUCCUGGGCGAAAGAGACCGGGUCGCCGGCGACGGUGCGCGUUCGCGUCGCCGACAGGAGCUUCAUUCUGCACAGGGAUCCUCUGGCGUCAAGAAGCAGGUAUUUCAGCCAGGCGAUGGAGGAGGUGUCCGGAGACGUCGAGCUGCCGGACAGCUUCCCCGGUGGCUCCGAUGCCUUCGAGGUGAUCGGGCUCUUCUGCUACGGCGACUCCGUGGCGCUCGACCCGUUCAACGUGGCGGCGGUGCGCUGCGCGGCGGAGUUCCUGGACGUAGGCGGCCUGGGCGCGCGCUGCGACCUCUACAUCAACCAGGUGGUGCUGCAGAGCUGGGACGACGCGCUCAUCGUCCUGCAGCGCUGCCAGCCCCUCCUCCCCGUCGCAGAGGAGCUCCUCAUCGUCAGCCGCUGCGUCGAGUCGCUGGCCUUCAUGGCGUGCAUGGAGAUCCUCGACCCGGAGCAGCGCCGGGACCAGCCCGGCGUCGACGACGCCGGCGCGCGCGGCCUGGUCGGCCGCCGCUGGGACGCCGAGGUCGUCAAGGAGCUCGCCGCGCGCGACCUCUGGAUCAAGGACCUCAUCGCCCUCCCCUUCGAGUUCUUCAAGCGGAUCGUGCAGGCGCUGCGGCGGCAAGGGAUGAAGGAGAAGUACGUGAGCCCCGUGGUGCUCUUCUACGCCAACAAGUGGGUGCUCUCCAAGAAGACCCACAAGUUCUGGGCGAGCACGGACGAGGCCGGCGACGGCGAGACUGACGCCAACAGGAGGGCCACGGAGAUACUGCAGGGCGUGGUCGACCUGCUCCCGGUGGAGGCGAGCGGCGCCGUCCCGGUGGCCUUCUACUUCGCGCUGCUGUCGCGGUCGCUCGCCCUCGAGCUGAAAGAGGAGAGCCGGACGAGGCUGCGGGACCAGGUAGCGUCCCAACUGCAGUUCGCCAGCGCGGAUGACCUGCCGCUGCCGGAGCAAGACGCCGACCGGUCCGUCUCCGAUAGCCCGGAGGUGGUGACAAUGGAGAGCAUCGUCUCAAACCACGUCGCCAUGCAAAGACAAGGGGCCGAGGCCGUGGCGGAGUUGUGGGAUCGGUACCUCGUGCAGAUCGUCGAUGAUCUGAAACUCCGGCCGGAGAGGCUGGCAGAACUGAUCGGCGUCGUUCCGGCCGGCAACCGGAAGACCCACGAUCAUCUAUACGAGGCAAUCAACACUUACUUAGUGGAGCAUCCCGGCCUGUCCGGCGAGGAGAAGGCGGCGCUGUGCGGGCACCUCGAGUGCCGGAAGCUGUCGCACGAGGCGUGCAUCCAGGCGGUGCAGAACGAGCGGAUGCCGCUCCGGUUCAUCGUGCAGGCCCUGUUCGUGCAGCAGAUGCACACGCACCGCGCCUUCGCGGAGCGCUCCGACUCGUUCCGGUACAUGCUCUCCGGCGAGCUGAUCCCAGGCGUCGCCGGCGCGUACACGCCGAGCCCAGGGUGCCCCGUCCCCACGAGCCAGCCGCUGAGCACCACCAGCCCGUACACAGACGCCCACACCAACGCCGCGCUCGACGGGAAGCUCCGCGCCCGCGGCGACGACGACGCGGCGUCGGACUACGAGACGGCGAGCUUCAGGAUCCAGGCGCUGGAGCAGGAGAUCAUCUCGCUGAAGAAGACCCUGCAGCGGCACAACACCCUGAAAGGAGGCUCGGUCCGCAAGGACAGCAAAGAGCCGAGCUUCAGGGCGGACGUGGCGGCGCCGGUGGCGAUCAGGCGGCGAGCGCCCGUGUCCGGCAGCUGCAUCGGGUCCAUGCGCUGGGGCUCGCAGCGGCGGUGCGCCAGCAGGAUCCUGCGCGUGUUUACGAGACUGGCCGUGUUCGGGCGGAGCAGGUCCCGAGGGAAGCAGAGCAAGUGCAGGGCAGCAGCAGAGCAGCUCAGCUGCUUGUAGACCUGCAGUGCUCUUCCAUUCAGGACUCAGGAGUCGGGACAGCUUGCCGAAGAAAAAUUAGUCUGAAAGUUUUGAACUUUUUACUUGUGGAAUUGGAAAUUGCAGAUGCCACGGUGAAACCUGGUAGCCAUGGAUGUAGUGACUGCUUAUUUGUACAUACUGCUAGCAAUGUUGAAAGGCUUGAAUAGGUAGUUACUGUCA